Messenger RNA from Austrofundulus limnaeus, 442 nucleotides. It is a transcript of the gene fuom, whose product is annotated as fucose mutarotase. NCBI's taxonomy places the organism in Eukaryota, Metazoa, Chordata, Actinopteri, Cyprinodontiformes, Rivulidae. The record is from RefSeq and is a predicted model, not a curated record. Gene Ontology annotation, molecular function: racemase and epimerase activity, acting on carbohydrates and derivatives; fucose binding. Gene Ontology annotation, biological process: fucose metabolic process.
UGUGCUUUUAAGUUGUUUUGUAGCCAGCGGGUGGACCGAAGUUAAACGAAAACAGAAGUUAGUGGAGUGAACUAUUUCGCUUCGGCUCAACUUCCGGUUCUCAGUUGCUUUGGUCGUCAGAAUGGUCGUCCUAAAAGGAAUUCCUUCUGUUUUGUCACCUGAUCUGCUUUAUGUUCUCGCUAAGAUGGGCCAUGGCGAUGAYCUAGUGCUUGCUGAUGUCAACUUCCCUUCAUCUUCCAUUUGUGCUUGUGGCCCCAGAGAGGUUAGAGCUGAUGGUUUGGGAAUUCCUCAACUUUUGGAGGCCAUUUUGAAGUUGUUGCCCCUGGAUAACUACGUCCCCCCAUCCACAGUCAUGGAUCUUGUAGAUAGUGACAAACAGAGAUGUUUAAAUGUUCCUGUGUGGGCGACAUACACCCAGCUCCUGAGCCAGGCAGGAACAAAG